UUGUACUUUUUCAGAACAAUACUUGUACUUUUUCAGAACAAUACUUGCACUGCUUCAGAACAAUACUUGUACUUUUUCAGAACAAGACUUGCACUGCUUCAGAACAAUACUUGUACUUUUUCAGAACAAGACUUGCACUGCUUCAGAACAAUACUUGUACUUUUUCAGAACAAGACUUGCACUGCUUCAGAACAAUAUUUGUACUGUUUCAAGACAAUGUCCGACGUCCCACCAACCGAGUCCAUUCCCAAACCAGAGGAACCUAAAGCACCAGCCCCUGCACCUCAGUUCCAGCAAGUACCUCCACCAAAUUACUACCAAUUUCCACCUCAAGGUUACUACCAAUUUCCACUACAAGGCUUCCCGAACUACCCUCCUCAGCCUAUGCCUUACUUCCCCAACCCUUGGAUGUUCCAGCAAGCUCCACCCCAGCAAUUCCAAUCUCAAUCUCAAUCCAAGAGAGACCAAGAGUUCGAAGAAGGUCUGAACCGCUUACGCAAAGAGUAUGCCACAGCCCCUAUGGAAGACGACAGGCUUUCAGUCUCUUCCCUCAAAUCGACCGAUUCGACUCGUACCACAGAUUCGGUUCGUGACCGUGAAGACUACCUCAAGCAGUCUGAGAGACUCUUCAUCCUACAACCAUUUACAACUGGAGCUCUCAAGAACAUGCGCAAUUACGAAGGUCAGACACCAGCUGGAGACCGCAAAACAGACGUACUCGCAAGAGCAGUCCAACUGGUCAAGACAAAGACCGAGAUAGUCGACUUCAUUCUUGCAGCUUGCCCAUACAAGUAA
Molecule: messenger RNA, 795 nt
Organism: Trichomonas vaginalis G3
Lineage: Eukaryota; Parabasalia; Trichomonadida; Trichomonadidae
Exons: 1
Source: RefSeq, a predicted model, not a curated record